AUGCAUUCUAUUUUUCGUCUUGGACUCAUUAAACAAAUCGAUGGAAAUAAUCGUCUUUGGCAAGUCGAUUUAACAUUAACUAGUGACAAUGAUCCGAAUUUGCAUUCAUUUGCUGAACAGAUUGCAAUGAGUAUUUUACAAUGGUCAGUACCUGCAAAUCAUCCUAAUCUUCUCGUUCUUCGCGGAAGAUUUAUAUAUAUAAAUGAAAUCUUCUUUAUGCAACAAUCACCGUCAAUUAGUAUUGAACAAGAAUCAUUAUCGACAACAAUCAGUUAUAAUUCAAGUGAACAGAGUUUAAAUAAAACUAAUAAAUUAAUAAAAUGGUAUCGAAUAAUAAAACGUAUUGUACAAUUUUUUCGAUUUAUCAAAAUUCCUAUACUUCGUUCACGUUUUAUCGAUAUGAUUAAUUAUAUGUCUAUAGAUAAUUUCGAAUUUGAAGGAUUAAAUGGUUAUAAAAUAAAUAAAAUACAAGAAGAUCUUCUUUUUCUCGAUGAUAUUAAACGUUAUCAAGAAGUAUUCAAUACAUUUUUAUCCUUUGGUUUUGUCUGGGAAGAUAAAGAAUUUCAAAUGGCAAAACUCAAAGCAAAUUAUAUCUAUGAUCAUUAUAUGUCAACAUCUGAAGCAAUAGCAAAGACAAAUAUACCAACAGAUACAAUACCAUCAAUUUAUAAUCGAAUAGCUUCACCUAAAAUAUUUUCAUCACUGACUUAUUUAAAUUUAUUUAAUGAUGCUGAGAAAUUUAUUACUGAAAAAAUACUGAUGAUCUAUAUGUGUGAAGGUUUGAAUUGUUUUUCCAUAUCGCCACAAAAACAAUUCAUAGCAAUUAUGAAUCGAUUUAAAGGAAAUCAAAUUACAAAUGGAUCUAUUUCAUCAUUUGAACAUUUAAAAGAAAUAAAUAAAAUAGAAAAACCUUUAUUUGAUCAUUCAAAUAUUAAACUUAAAGAUAAAUUUGAUAUUGAAUCUUCAUAUGAUGAAUUAAUAAUACCUAAUUGGACAUAUUCAACUGAUUUAGGUUUUGUUUAUAAUCCAAUUCGAGAGAAACGUAUGAAAGUACUUAAAACAAAUAUUCGAAAAAAGACAAAAGAUUUUGAUUCAAAUGAUGAUUCGAUUAUUAAAUUUAGUCAUAAUAUUCCAAAUGAACUAAAAUUAUUAAAUUCAACUUUAUCAAAAUCUACAAUACCUAUUUCAUCAAAAAAUAUUCAACAUUCAUCGAAAAUUCUAUCUCAUACUCAUCGACAACAUAUUGAUAAUACUUCAAUACAUUUAAUUUCCAAAGAUAAAUCUUUAUUACAACAUAAAAAACAUGAUAUUUUAUCACAUUAUUAUCGAUGUAAUAGUAUGUUCAAUAAAAAUAUAAUUGAUAAAAGACAAUUUUCAAAGAAAAUAUUUAUUUGCAAAGUACAUUCUUCAUCAUGGUCAGAGUCUUAUCAAUUCAAAAUGAAUAAUGAAAUACCUUAUAGAAUGAUACAAAAACAUCAAGCAAAAGAUUCCUUUAAUAGAAUACAACAGUCACAACGAUUAUGUCAUUAA
This is a messenger RNA of Rotaria sordida, 1530 nucleotides long. Lineage: Eukaryota; Metazoa; Rotifera; Eurotatoria; Philodinida; Philodinidae. The record is from the annotation of a GenBank genome assembly.